AUGAAUCCCACCACUGGCCUGACCUGGGCGGUCAUGUUUGCAUCCGCUUCUGAUCCGGACCUGGGGUUGUGCCGUCCGUGCAACCGGUACGGCAUGUUCGGGCAUGCUCCCCGUCAUGUCUCAGCUCCAUUACUGAUGCGCUCCAUGAACAGCACGAGCGGGGUCUCGUACUACUUACUGGGGCCCGGGGAGGUCUCAAAUCAACCGCCGCGUUCGAUACAACUACAGCUGGCAAGUGAGGAGUUGCAGCCCUCUACCCUGGCCAUACGCAAGGACGAUGACGAUAACAAUGACGAUGAUGACGACGGCCGCCUUAGCAAAUGGGGCACCGACGCGAAACGGGUUUUGGAUGAGCAGGCGCGAACCCGCCGGAUUGCCGCUGAGGACGUCGAUUUCUGCUUCAUGUUCGGCAGCCCAGCCGUGUGGGUCGAGGAAACAAUCACUCAGAUGACUAGAGCCAUCGAAGAGUCCAAAAUGACCCAUGUGGACGGGGAGGUGGCCUCUUGGAAGUUUAUCGACGAGCCCGAGGCGGCGGCACUGGCCCUCGUUCCUGACAUGGUCAAGGAGCACAAGCUAAAGGAAGGCCAAACCAUCGUCGUUGCUGAUCUCGGCGGAGGCACCGUGGACUUCAUCUCCUACAAAAUCAGCAAACUCACGCCGGUCCUCAAUGUCCAAGAAUGCGUCGCUGGAGAAGGCCGACUUCUUGGGGACCUGUUCAUGCGCCGCGCCCUAUACUCCCUCGUGGAGGAGGAAGCUCAACGGGAAGCUCAACGCGCUCACGGUACCACCAUACUGGAGAAUGACAAGGAGAAGAUCGAAGCUCAAGCCGAGGAGCUGUGGAAGCUGACGCAGCUGAUGACUGCCGCCGCAUGGGACGACAUGACCCACGAGUUCAAAGUUGACCUCUCCGACGGAACUCUUCUAUCUGUGAACCUCACUGGCGGCAAAAUUGUUACGGAGUUACGGGAGAUCACCAAAGGCAUCGUCGAACUCACCAAGAAGCAAACGAGCGCGGUCAAGGAAAAGACUGGCAAGGAACCUGCUAUGAUCCUUGUUGUCGGCGGUUUCGGAUGCAACACGUUCCUCCAGUCUGAGAUGAUGCGCCAACUCGAUGGUCUCGGCCCCCACAUCGAGUUUGCAGACCAGAAAGGACGGUUCGCGGUGAAGAACGGUGCCGCCAUCGCCUGCGUUACGACAUUUGGCGGCGGGAUCGGCAUGCCCCGUACGCCCCCGAUGUACAUCAAGUCCUUCGUCUCACCUAAGAGCUACGGCGCCUGGGAUGGCACGACCCCCCAGAAUGAAAUCGGCUUCUUCGUUUCCAAGGGUGGUGAAUUGCCCGCCACCGUUGUCCUGCGCCCGCGCGCUUUCAGGGAAGAGCAGGACGAAUGCCGCCUCACCAUCUACGCCAUCUCUACCCCAUUGACAGCGGUGGUGGCCCUGAAAACGAUCAAGGUGGGAAUCAAGCGUUUCACAAUCAUCUGCAAGAAGCCUGAGAUUUUGGAGCGGGGCGCGCAGCUCAAGUUGGAGGUGGGGAAGAAGGGAGAGAAGGGGAAGACAGUCGGCUUCAAGAUAUUUGUUGACGGGGAGGAGGACAAGGAGGAGGAGUAUUUCCAUAUGUAG
This is a messenger RNA of Chaetomium globosum CBS 148.51, 1620 nucleotides long. RefSeq lists its product as uncharacterized. NCBI's taxonomy places the organism in Eukaryota, Fungi, Ascomycota, Sordariomycetes, Sordariales, Chaetomiaceae. Bases 1 to 1620 code for a protein of 539 amino acids. The record is from RefSeq and is a predicted model, not a curated record. The transcript has 9 exons.